Messenger RNA from Staurois parvus, 277 nucleotides. NCBI's taxonomy places the organism in Eukaryota, Metazoa, Chordata, Amphibia, Anura, Ranidae. The record is from the annotation of a GenBank genome assembly.
GCAUUGAUAGGUGGCACUGACGGGUGACACUGAAAGGCAGCUCAGAUGGGCACUGAUAUGUGGCAUUGAUGUGCACUGGUAGGCACUGAUGUGGCACUUAUAGGAACUGGCACGAGGCACUGAUGAGCACUGACAUAAGGCACUGAUGGACACUGACAGAUGGCACUGCUGGGGCUACACUGAUCAUCAGGGCACACUGAUCAUCAGUGCCCUGCGGCUCUCCUCUCGAGCUGUCAGCGUGACAGCUCGAGAGGAGAGAAAUGCCGAUAACCGACAU